This is a messenger RNA of Hibiscus syriacus, 2484 nucleotides long. Its product is annotated as probable cyclic nucleotide-gated ion channel 5. Bases 109 to 2331 code for a protein of 740 amino acids. NCBI's taxonomy places the organism in Eukaryota, Viridiplantae, Streptophyta, Magnoliopsida, Malvales, Malvaceae. Gene Ontology annotation, molecular function: protein binding; voltage-gated potassium channel activity. Gene Ontology annotation, biological process: transmembrane transport; potassium ion transport. The transcript has 8 exons. Gene Ontology annotation, cellular component: membrane. The record is from RefSeq and is a predicted model, not a curated record.
UCUGCUUCAGUCGUGCGUAAUUGUAAAUGUAUUUUUCAAGUUUUUAAUUCUUUUUUGAAUUACAUUUCAAGGAUUCCCCUGAUAUAUUUAUGCAGUCCAUUGUAAAAAAUGUUUGAUUCUGGUUAUAAAGCCCAAUAUAUGAGUGGACAAAGGGAGAAGUUUGUCAGGUUGGAUGACUUGGACUCUAGAUUAUCAUCACCCUCUGCUGCAGGAUUGAAAAAUUGUGGGUUUAACAUUGAGGGAUUAGGCCGUUCUAGCCAUUCAAACAAGACAACAUCUCGAUCUUUCAAGAGAGGGAUCAAAAAGGGGUCUGAAGGACUUAAGUCAAUUGGUCGCUCACUUGGAUUUGGGGUUUCUCGAGCAGUAUUUCCUGAGGAUCUUAAAGUUUCAGAGAAGAAAAUAUUUGAUCCUCAGGAUAAAUUCCUCUUGCUAUGCAAUAAAUUAUUUUUCAUAUCAUGUAUUCUGGCAGUAUCAGUAGACCCUCUCUUUUUUUAUCUUCCAGUUAUUAAUGAUCCUGAAAAGUGUCUCACUAUUGAUAAAAAAUUAGCAGUUACGGCAACGACUUUGCGAACGAUUAUUGAUGUCUUUUAUCUUAUACGCAUGGCUCUUCAGUUCCGUACGGCUUACAUUGCGCCAUCAUCUCGAGUUUUUGGACGAGGUGAACUUGUGAUUGAUCCUGCAAAAAUAGCCAAGCGAUACUUGCAGCAGUAUUUCGUCAUUGAUUUUCUUGCUGUACUUCCAUUACCACAGAUUGUUGUUUGGAGAUUUCUUCACAAUCCAAAUGGUUCAGAUGUACUAGCAACAGAACAGGCCUUGUUUUUUAUUGUCUUGUUUCAGUAUGUCCCUCGAUUUCUCAGAAUUAUACCCUUAACAUCAGAAAUGAAAAGGACAGCAGGUGUCUUUGCUGAAACUGCUUGGGCUGGAGCUGCAUAUUAUUUGCUAUUAUAUAUGCUUUGUAGUCAUAUAGUAGGGGCAUUCUGGUACUGGGUGGCUGUUGAACGAAAUGAUACUUGUUGGCAGAAUGCCUGCAAGGAUGUUGGUAUUGGUAAUUGCACUAAAACUUUCCUAUACUGUGGGCAUCAACAUGGGGAAGGAUAUAACAAAUGGACUGAUAUCAGAGACUCCGUUCUUGAAGAAAGGUGCCCAGCUGAUGAGGAUGAUAAUAAUCCUCCAUUUGAUUUUGGAAUCUUCACACAGGCUUUGUCAUCUGGUGUUGUUUCAUCAACAAAGUUCUUUUCCAAAUACUGCUACUGUUUAUGGUGGGGUCUACAGAAUUUGAGCACCCUUGGCCAGGGACUACAAACUAGCACCUAUCCUGGUGAGGUUAUAUUCUCCAUAGCUCUUGCCAUUUUCGGACUCAUCCUCUUUGCACUUCUGAUUGGAAACAUGCAGACCUAUCUUCAGUCACUCACUAUUCGGCUAGAAGAAAUGAGGAUUAAAAGGCGUGAUUCAGAGCAGUGGAUGCAUCAUCGUAUGCUUCCGCAGGACCUGAGGGAACGAGUGAGGCGUUAUGACCAGUACAAGUGGUUGGAAACACGCGGUGUUGAUGAAGAGAGCUUGGUUCAAAGCCUUCCAAAGGAUCUGAGGAGAGAUAUUAAGAGGCACCUCUGUUUGGCUUUGGUUAGAAGGGUUCCUCUGUUUGAGAGCAUGGAUGAGAGAUUGCUUGAUGCCAUUUGUGAACGGCUUAAACCAUGCCUGUUUACUGAGAACACUUACAUAGUCCGAGAGGGGGAUCCUGUUGAUGAGAUGCUUUUCAUUAUUCGUGGCCGCCUUGAGAGUAUAACAACAGAUGGUGGAAGGAGCGGAUUUUUCAACCACAGUUUGCUUAAAGAGGGAGAUUUCUGUGGAGAGGAACUUCUAACUUGGGCAUUGGAUCCCAAAACCGGCGCCAACCUUCCAACAUCUACUCGGACAGCGAAGGCUUUGACUGAGGUCGAAGCUUUUGCCCUUACAGCUGAUGAGUUAAAAUUUGUUGCCGGUCAAUUCAGGCGUCUUCACAGUAGACAGGUACAACAUACGUUCCGUUUUCAUUCACAGCAGUGGAGGACAUGGGCAGCUUGCUUUAUCCAAGCGGCAUGGCGGCGUUAUUCAAAGAGGAAGAGUCUGGAGGAGCUUCGUCGGAAGGAAGAAGAGGAAGCAGAAGGAUCAAAUGGAACCCGCAACAACAGUGGUGGAAGCUCGUACAGCAUCCGAGCCACUUUCUUAGCUUCCAAGUUUGCUGCAAAUGCACUUCGUGGCAUUCACCGGAAUCGGAUUGCUAAGAGUGCAAAGGAGUUGGUGAAACUACAAAAGCCUCCUGAGCCUGAUUUCACUGCAGAAGACGCUGAUUGAUAUGUAAGAGAAUGAUGUGAUUUUAUUUUAUUGUACUUUUGCUUCUUUCACUUAGAGAACAAUGUAUAAAUACAAAGAUAUGGAACCGCAGUUGUAACAAAGGCUUUGCUUGAAGAAAUAUUAAGACUGAAGUGGUUGCUCGCUGCUUCAUUA